GAUAGGCAACGCCAACAAAAGCAGAGCACCAUCAUAAAUCACAAACCCAUUUCUCUCUCUACAACACUCGCCGCCGGUCAUUUCUCUCUCAUCGCCGGCCAUUUUAUCACUGUCGUCGUUUUUGGACUGAGAAUCUACAAGGGAGGCAAAGAUGAAGAAGCUCUUUUUCUUUAAGUCAUCUACUACAUCAAGUAAUGGAACGAGCAACCUAUCGCCGAAAGAUAAGCAAUCACAUUCAGAGAAUUCAUCAGGGGAUGGACCUCAAGGGAGCCGUAAACACAGAUCUAGAAAGGCUGCAUAUGAAGAUCAAAUUCAAAAUCAAAACGGUCCAUUUCUUAGAAAGAGUCGAUCAUAUUCUUCUGGUACUGUUCAUGAUAGUGGGCUGCUAAGAACUCAAAGUGACUCUCCUUGUAGCAGCAGUAGUAAUGUAUCUCAAAAACAUUGUGCUUCUCGUUCUUCACGUCGAGCUCUUACUCCUGAGAGGCCUUCAAGGGCAAAAUGGUUUGAAAAUUCUGCUGUUGAUGCUGCAGAGAGAAUAGAGAAAUUAAAUUUUGCCGGACUUGAUAAUAAUUCUUCAGAAAGCAUUUCCAAUUCUUCAACUAAUACAUCUAAUAAGGUUGUAGAUCGAUAUAUUGAUGGUGAACAACACCAAGAAAGGAGCUCUAUACAAAUCAAUUCCAACACAAGAAAUCAUGUUUGUCAAGCUAAUGGUGGUGGGAAAAGACCGCCGAGGUUCCAAUAUGCAGCACCAGAAUCACCUACUGAUGGUGGUUACAAUCAGAAACCAAGGUCACAUUCCUUUCGAGACCCAAAAAGAGAAUCUAAACUCUAUAUGUCUACUAGAGAUUGGGUUGAGAACGGAAUUGCACAUGGAUCCCCAAGAAAACUAGCAAAACAGGUCAUUGAAAGACUUUCUCAGGCUCGUGUUAUGCCAAGGGUUGACUCAAAUGAGUUUGAGCAUGAUAUUCCCAUCACACUCGAAGAUAUCUAUGGCCAGUCUCAAAAUAUUUUACCCAGAGAUGGACCCGUUAAAGAAGCUGCAAGUUUUGAAGAAAGAAACUACGGGCAUGAUGAUACAUGUACUCGGGUUUUGGAGUAUGAAGAAUCAGAUGAGACCGAUGAGAUUACAUUACUGAAGGCUGAAUUGGAAUGUAGAACAAGAAAAUUGGAAAAGGAGAAAAUUGAGAUGCAGGUAGCAUUGGAGAAGGAAUUAGAUAGGAGGUCAACUGAGUGGUCUUUAAAGCUUGAAAAAUACCAAAUGGAGGAGCAUAGGCUUCGGGAGAGAGUUAGAGAGCUUGCAGAGCAAAACGUGUCGCUUCAAAGGGAAGUCUCCAUGUUUGGUGAAAGGGAGUUGGAUAGCCAAAGCAGAGUUGUGCAUGCGGGUAAACAAGUCAAGGAUUUGACUGUAAAGAUGGAAGAAGUAGUCAAAGAGAAUCAAAAUCUACAUCAGAGCCUUUCAUCAUUACAAGAUAAAUACAGCGCGGCUGAAGGAGAACGAGAUUUGUUGAAAAGAAAUUAUUCAGAUAAAGAUAAAGAAUGCAAGGAGUUACAUAGAGCUGUGACAAAAUUUCUUAGAACUUGUAAUGAGCAAGGAAAGACAAUUGAAGGAUUGCAAGAAGGUUUUAGUAAAGACUUGAGGAAAUUUGACCAUAACCAGCAGUCAAAGUUGCAAACCGAGCUUUUGAGGUUAACUGGGGUUGAGCAAUCUUUGAGGAAGGAGCUAGAAUCAUAUAGGCUUGAAGUUGAUUCUCUUAGACACGAAAAUAUAAACUUGUUACACCGUUUAAAAGGAAGUGCAAAAGACGAUGGCUUUUCAACUUUCAAACUCGAUCAAGAACUAUGGAGCCGUAUCCAUUGCUUGCAAAAUCAAGGCAUGUGCUUGAUUAAUGAUAGUGUGCAACUCUGUUCAAAACUAUUUGAAAAUGUUAAAGAAAGAGCAUGCUAUUCAUCUUUGGAAACCAAGCAGGGUAAUGAAAGAUUACAUGAUGGUUUAAAUAGCCAAUUUAUUGUGGAUUCAGACAUGAAACUUCAAGGAUUUAAAACAGGAGCUGAAAGUUUAACACGAAGUUUGCAGACUGUAUCUGAUGUUCUACAUGAAAAGUCGUGUGCUGGAGCUCCAGAUAAAGAAUGUUUUGAGGAUGUUGCAAAGUCUGAUUUGAAGGCAGAAGCUUUGAUGACCAGGGUCCUAAGGGAGAAGCUGUAUUCGAAAGAGGUAGAUGUUGAGCGACUUGAGGCUGAGGUGGCCGCGGCUGUUAGAGGAAAUGACAUCCUGAGAUGUGAAGUGCAAAAUGCCAUGGAUAAUCUUUCUUGCAUUACUCACAAGAUGAAAGAUCUCGAAAUUCAGCAAAUCAAGAAAGAUGAGAGCAUUUAUCGUUUACAAAACGAACUACAAGAUUGCAAAAAGGAACUGGCAAUAGUUAAUGGGAUUUUACCAAAAGUGUCAGAAGAGCGUGACAUGAUGUGGGAGGAAGUGAAGAAAUACAGUGAGAAUAACAUGCUCUUGAGUUCUGAAGUUGGAAUGCUGAAGAAGAAGGUGGAGGAUCUGGAUGAAGCCGUAUUGACGAGAGACGGACAGAUCACAAUCCUGAAAGAUGCCAUCGGGAAGCCCUUUGAUCUUUUCUCGAGUCCAGUUACUAAUGAAGGAUUCUUGCUGCGAUAGUUGGGUUGGUGUUCAUACUUUUUUAACUUUUUGUGGUCUUUUUUUUUUUUUUAAUUCACUUGUGGGUAGUAAAGAGUUUGUGAUGAUAUUGAUUUCCUUUGUAAGUAAGGCGGUAAACGGUUGAUAGUUUGUGAACAAAUCUUUACAUAUACUUAAAGCUUGAUGAUAAUUGGGUUGAAACUUGGUUCAAGUUUUCUCAA
This is a messenger RNA of Erigeron canadensis, 2859 nucleotides long. RefSeq names its product myosin heavy chain, non-muscle-like. Lineage: Eukaryota; Viridiplantae; Streptophyta; Magnoliopsida; Asterales; Asteraceae. The coding region runs from base 152 to 2659 and encodes 835 amino acids. The record is from RefSeq and is a predicted model, not a curated record. The transcript has 5 exons.